GUAGCCAACAAUUUUCACGUCCAUUCCAAAUUACAAGAUUGGUGUGGAAUUAACCCGGCAAUAAAAAGUUUAUUUUAUUUGCUAAAGUGACGUUUUAAAUGUGAAUUAAGUGAAUAUAUUUUAUUAAAAAAAAAAAACAUGGCCCGUUAUGGACAACGUCCGGAAAAUGCCUUAAAAAGAGCAAAUGAAUUUAUUGAAGUGGGUAAACCCGCCCGUGCUUUAGAUACCCUGCAAGAAGUAUUUCGUAAUAAAAAAUGGGCUUACAACUGGUCCGAGUCGGUUCUCGAACCGAUUAUGUUCAAAUAUUUAGAUCUAUGUGUCGAAUUGAAAAAAUCGCAUAUUGCAAAGGAAGGAUUAUUUCAAUAUCGUAACAUGUUUCAAUCGGUGAAUGUGGGAUCUUUAGAAAAUGUCAUUCGUGGUUAUUUACGUAUGGCUGAAGAAAAAACAGAAAAUGCACGUGAACAAUCUGCGCAAGCUGUUAUUGAUAUUGACGAUUUAGAUAAUUUAGCAACACCAGAAAGUAUAUUAUUAAGUGCUGUUUCUGGUGAAGAUGCUCAAGACCGUUCCGAUCGUACAAUUUUAACACCAUGGGUGAAAUUUUUAUGGGAAUCAUAUUGUCAAUGUUUAGAAUUAUUACGUACAAAUGCGCAUGUUGAAACUUUGUAUCAUGAUAUAGCACGCAUGGCAUUUCAAUUUUGUUUAAAAUAUAAUAGAAAAACAGAAUUUCGUAAAUUAUGUGAUAAAUUACGUAAACAUUUGGAAGAUAUUUGUAAAUUGCCACAACAAGCUGUGAAUGUUAGCAUUUCCAAACCAGAAACACAACAAUUGAAUUUAGAAACUAGACUUUAUCAACUUGAUUCGGCAAUACAAAUGGAGUUAUGGCAGGAAGCCUAUAAAGCCAUUGAAGAUAUUCAUGGUUUAAUGUCAAUGUCGAAAAAGUUUCCUGUACCAAAAACUAUGGCCAAUUAUUAUCAAAAAUUAGCAAUGGUUUUUUGGAAAGCUGGUAAUUAUUUAUUCCACGCAGCUGCAUUGUUUAAAUUAUUCCAGUUAUCAAAAGAAAUGAAAAAGAACAUUACCGUUGAAGAAUUACAAAGAAUGGCUUGUAGAGUUUUGAUUGCCACACUUUCAAUACCAUUGCCGUCUGCACAUCCUGAAUUUGAUCGUUUUAUUGAAACGGAUAAAUCACCGUUGGAAAAAGCACAACGACUUGCUGUACUUUUAGGAUUAUCGCAACCACCUACAAGAGCUAGUCUUUUAAAAGAUAUUGUACGGGUAAACGUUGUAAAUUUAGCUACACCACAAUUACAAGACUUAUACAAUUGGCUCGAAAUUGAAUUCCAUCCAUUAUUAUUAUGUGGUCGUGUUCAUAGUGUUAUUGAAAUACUAGCGAGUGAUGAAAGUUCACCAUUACAACAAUACAUACCUGCAUUACAAGAUGUAACGCUUGUACGAUUAGUUCGUCAAGUUGCUCAAGUCUAUCAAACAAUUCAAAUUGCACGUUUACUGGAGUUGGCCAAAUUCACCGAUGCAUUCCAUUUGGAACGUUUACUUGUUGAUUGUGUCCGACACAAUGAUAUGCAAAUACGUAUCGAUCAUGGUAAACAAUGUAUACACUUUGGUAUGGAUUUGAGUGAAAGUCAACGUGAAGAUAAACCUGAAGGACCGACAUUACAAUCCAUGCCGAGCGAACAAAUUCGUAAUCAAUUAGUGAACAUGGCAUCUGUUUUGUAUAAAUCUGUUAAUGUUAUUAAUCCGAAUAAGAAAAAGAUUGAACGUGAAAAAUUGCGUAUGCAAAUGGUACAACUAUAUCAUGAAAACAAAGUUAAAGAACAUCAUAGAAUUUUACAACGUCAUAAGAUUAUUGAAGAUCGUAAAGAAUAUAUUGAACGAUUAAAUACCGUACGUGAGGAAGAAGAAUUACGUCGUCAAGAAGAAGCACAACGUCAAAUACUUCUCGCUGAACAUAAACGUUUAGAACAAGAACGUGAAGAACGUGAAAGAAAACGUCAACAAAAUGAAAUUCAACAAAUUAAAGAUCGACACCUUAAGGAAAAAAUGCAACAAAUAUCACAAACCAGCCAUGGUCAAAAAGUUCUUAAGAAACUGGAUGAAGAUGAAAUUAAAAAAUUAGAUGCUGAACAGAUAGCGGCACGUGAGGCUGAAGAAUUACAUAAAGAACGUCGUGAACUUCAAGCUAAAUUAAAAUCACAAGAAAAGAAAAACGAUUACUACGAACGUGCUAAACGUUUAGAAGAAAUUCCAUUAUUAAAGAAAGCAUUUGAAGAGAAACUAAAACAAGAUAAAGAGUUUUGGGAACAACAAGAGAAUGAAAGAAUUCAAUUGGCCAUUGAAGAACGUAAAUUGGCUGUUGCUAAUCGUGAACGUCUUCAACGAAUGAAUCCUGACCGAGAGGCUUUCUUAGCAAAAUUGAAAUCCGAACGAAAUAGUUUAUAUGAGGAUAAAUUAAAAGAAUUUGAAAAAUUACUAGCCGAAGAACGUACUAAACGACUAGCAGAACGAGCUCAGAAACGUAAAGAAGACCGUAGAGCUAAAUGGCUAAAAGAUAAAAUGGAAGAAGAGGAACGUAAACGUGAAGAAGAACGAAAGAAAGAAGAAGAGGAGCGUAGAAAGAAAGAAGAAGAGGAAAGACGCAUACGUGAGGAAGAAGAACGUGCCGCACGUGAAGAGAAAGAACGUUUACAAAGGGAAAUGAUUGAACGAGCUGAAAGAGCUGCAGCUGUUCAGAGAAUUCGAGAGGAAGAAAUUGAAAAGAAAUUAAUGAAAGAAAAAGAAGAAUCUUUACGUGAACGUGAAAAAGAUUCAAGUUGGAGAAAAGGUGGUAGUGCUCCACCCGAAAAAGAUGCUGCACCUCCGGAACGGCGUGGUGAAUCAGACUCAUGGAGAGGGCGUGUUAGAGAUAGUGGAGCAUCACCUGUUGAGAAAGAGAAAAAAUCAGAAGUAUGGCGACCUACUGCUUUACGUGGUAGAGAUAGAGAUCCAGAUUCAAAACCUGAACCAAUUGAGCGAGAUGCUGGUAGAGGAGAUCGAGAUGUUGAACGAACUGAACGACGCAUUGAACGAGGAGAUGGUGGUAAAGGCUCUGAUUCAUGGCGUACAGAACGUAGAGACAUUGAACCACGAAAAGAAGACCGUCCACAACGCGGAGAUGAUCGUGAAGAUCGGCGACCAGUUGAUCCAGAAGAACGUCGUAUCGGUGCUGAUAAAGAUGACCGCAGAGAAAGAGACGAUCGUAGGGAAGAUCGUCGUGAGCGUCGUAUAGGAGGUGAUCGAGAUGGUGAACGAAGAUUUGGUGACCGUAAUGAUGAUCGUAGACGCGAUGAUCGUUUUGAACGUCGAGAUGACAGAGACAGAGGUUUUGAUAAAGGAUUUACUGAUCGAAGUGAUCGUUUUGGAGAUCGUGGAGGUAAUCGUGAUGGAGGUACAUGGAGAAAAGCACAGGAUGGUGCUGACGAUGGUCCAAUACGCAGAGGCGGAGGAAUAUCUCGUGGUGGGCCACGUGAUAGGGAUCAACGUGGUGGAGGUGGGGCAAGUCGAGAUGGAGGCGAGCCACGAGAUCGUGAUAGUGAUUGGAGAAAAGAAAGUCCGAGAGAAGAUAGGUUCAGGCGAGAUGAUGAUCGUAGAGAGGACAGACCUCCUCGCAAAGCUGAAAAUGAAAUUAGACGAGGUGGUGAUCGUGAUGAUCGUCGUGAUCGAGGACCUAUUUCACGUGGCUCAGAUAGAGGACGUGAACAACCAGCCGCAGCUGAUGGUGAGGAUGGUGCAUGGCAAUCAGUGGGUCGACGUCGUUAACAACUCUUGAAUAUUUAGAACUAAAAAAUGUAAACUAUUGAUAACAUAGGAGAUAUCCUUCAUUAAAAAAAUGGUUUUGCAUAAUAA
Molecule: messenger RNA, 3897 nt
Organism: Chrysoperla carnea
Lineage: Eukaryota; Metazoa; Arthropoda; Insecta; Neuroptera; Chrysopidae
Gene: eIF3a
Product: eukaryotic translation initiation factor 3 subunit A
Exons: 9
Coding region: 139-3810 (1223 amino acids)
Biological process (GO): translation reinitiation; formation of cytoplasmic translation initiation complex
Cellular component (GO): eukaryotic translation initiation factor 3 complex, eIF3m; eukaryotic translation initiation factor 3 complex, eIF3e; multi-eIF complex
Molecular function (GO): translation initiation factor activity; mRNA binding
Source: RefSeq, a predicted model, not a curated record